Molecule: messenger RNA, 927 nt
Organism: Triticum dicoccoides
Lineage: Eukaryota; Viridiplantae; Streptophyta; Magnoliopsida; Poales; Poaceae
Product: gibberellin 2-beta-dioxygenase 6-like
Exons: 3
Coding region: 1-927 (308 amino acids)
Source: RefSeq, a predicted model, not a curated record
AUGCCUGCCUCCGCCGAGGUCGCUACCACCAACGACCCGCCUCUGGUGGACAGCUAUUGUGCGCUUCUCCUCGGAGGCGAGCUUGGAAGCAGCAGCGGCUUUGUGCCCGCGGCGCAGGCGCUGUCGGCGGAGAGCCUGACCGUGCUCCAGCGUGACCUGCCAACGAUCGACUUGAAGCGCCUGACGAGCGGCGACCCGAGGGAGAGGGACGUGUGUGCCGACGCCAUGGCGAGCGCGGCGUCGGAGUGGGGGUUCUUCCAGGUGACCAACCACGGCGUGGGGCGGGAGCUCCUGGAAGAGAUGAGGCGGGAGCAGGCGGUGCUAUUUCACCAGCCGUUCGAUACCAAGGAGAAGGCCGGACUCGUAGACGGCUCGUAUCGGUGGGGCAACCCGACGGCAACGUCGCUCCGUCAGCUUUCCUGGUCGGAGGCCUUCCACGUUCCGCUCGCGAGCAUCUGUGGGGAAGACUGCGUGCACGCACGGCUCAGCUCCUUGAGUUUGAGGUACCCGUUGUGCCCGUUCGCGGACACGUUGGGCAUGGUGCCACACACGGACAGCGACUUCCUCACCAUCGUCUGCCAGGACCAGGUUGGGGGCCUGGAGAUCAUGAACGACUCCCACUGGGUCGCCGUGAAACCCCACCCCGACGCGCUCGUUGUCAACGUUGGUGAUUUGUUCCAGGCAUGGAGCAACAACAGGUACAAGAGCGUGGAGCACAAGGUGGUGGCCAACUCCAAGGCGGAGCGCUUCUCCGUCGCCUACUUCCUGUGCCCGUCGCAUGACUCGCUCAUCGGCACAUACGGCAAGCCGUCGCCGUACAGGCCGUUUACCUUUGGAGAGUACAGGAGGAAGGUGCAGGAUGAUGUCAGGCAAACGGGGAAAAAGAUUGGGCUCCCCAACUUUCUCAAAUGUUCUACGAUAAGUUGA